AUGGUUGAAGAGAUGAAUAACCCUUAUGAACAGGUUCAAAUUAAUAUUUUACAACGUAUUGUUAAGAAUGUUGAGAGAUUGAACCAGAGUGUGACUACUUUGAACCAGACUUUGGAGGAUAUAAAUAGGAAAAAUAAGAACUUAGAAAUUAUGGGUCAGAUUUGUGAAAACUACCAUAAUAAUAUUCAAUUCAACUUGGAAGCUUCAGGAAAUCGUAAACCUCCAUUGUAA
Molecule: messenger RNA, 231 nt
Organism: Vanderwaltozyma polyspora DSM 70294
Lineage: Eukaryota; Fungi; Ascomycota; Saccharomycetes; Saccharomycetales; Saccharomycetaceae
Gene: DAD4
Product: Dad4p
Exons: 1
Coding region: 1-231 (76 amino acids)
Biological process (GO): attachment of spindle microtubules to kinetochore
Cellular component (GO): DASH complex; mitotic spindle
Source: RefSeq, a predicted model, not a curated record